UAAAAACAAAACAAAAUCCAAAACCUUUUAUCAAGCAAAAAUAAUAACCAUAAGGCGGCGUGCAUGGUGGAGCGGGUGUGUGUGUCUCACAACACAGUAAGACUAUUUUAAUGGCGGCUGUUCAAGUUUGAAUUCCCCAUCACCUUAUAUUGCUGCUGUCGCCUUUGUAAUCAUAACCUUAAAAACCAUAAGGGUGUUUAUUUUCCACAAAUUGUCAAAGCACACAAUCCGGGUCAAUCUCAAUAUACUUCUUCUUCGGUUGGAAGUUACAUGUGCUUGCUAAAGGUGGCGAACCAGAGAGGCUCAGCCAGGGUUCCGGCUCAAGAUGGUGAUGAAUCGGAGAGAUAUGGCCAAGAAGAACCAUCAGAAUUAUCAUCACAAACACAACAAAUAUUGGACCAGCCAAAUCCAAUAAAUUAUCAUCAUAGUAUUGGUGUAAAUGCAAUGGUAACACAGCCAAUGUUUUCGGAUUUGAGCAGAGCGACAGAGAUGACAGCUAUGGUUUCAGCUCUUAGGCAUGUUGUAUCAGGACAGAGUGGGGGUGACUCACGGGGGUAUGGUUCAAGUUAUGGAGGAGCGGUUUAUUCUGCUUCUCCUUCUCCACCUUUGUCAGCUUACUCUUCUAGUUCUGCACCUGCUAUUGCUUCUGCUUCGUGGAGUGGCCAAAAGAGGGGGCGUGAAGAAGAAGAAGAAGGCGUUUCUCAGUUGAUUGAGUCUAUUCCUAGAGGUUAUAGAGGGCCUUCUGCUGAUUUCAGAUUAUCACAAGGAGACUCCACAUCUGGUGCAACUGUAAAAGAAGAAGCUACAAAUACAAAUAUUGUUGCAACCACCACCACUACCACCACAGCUCCUGAAACGCCAAUAAGCGAAAAUGUCGAAGAAACCGGCGAAAGAAGGAGAAGAUACAGAGGAGUAAGGCAGAGGCCAUGGGGCAAGUGGGCAGCCGAGAUACGCGAUCCCCACAAGGCCGCCAGAGUCUGGCUCGGCACAUUCGACACAGCGGAGGCCGCCGCUAGAGCCUACGACGAAGCCGCCUUGAGAUUCAGAGGUAACAGAGCCAAGCUUAAUUUCCCAGAAAAUGUCAGGCUACCACCACAGCCUCUCCAGCAAAAUUACUCUACACCAUCGAACCCAAUAUCCAUUUCUGAUUCACCAACAACCCAUUUGCUUCCAAUGACAUUACCACUGUCAUUCCAGCAACAGUUCUUCCAGGUUCAACCUCAAGCUUACCAGGGCUCCUCUGUUAACGACUACUUGCAGUACUCCCAGUUUCUCCAAAGCUCUGGGGACUUUCAACAUGGACAACAACCCUCAAGUUUAUUGGAACAUAUGCUCUAUAAUUCGCAGUUGGCUGCUUCGGCUUCUCUUCAAUCAUCUGUAUUGCCAUCAUCGUCUUCUUUAACUUCUUCUUCGUAUGCACCCUCUGGUUCUUCAUCCUCUGCUUCAUUUCCUCUGUUUUCUCAUCAGCAAUCGGGCUAUUUUCGACCACCCACAAAUCAGAAUCUAAAUAGUGGUGUCGGCGGUUCCGAUUUGCCUCCAACUCCGCCGUCGUGGUCAGAUUCUAGUCACUAUCAUAGUUCAUCCAGUUAAACUUGAUCACUUUUUUUUUAUAUAUUAAAUUUUAAAAAAUAAUUAGUAUUAUUUUCUUGUUCUUAGCUGAUGUAUUUUAAUGUCCUUACAUG
Molecule: messenger RNA, 1682 nt
Organism: Quercus lobata
Lineage: Eukaryota; Viridiplantae; Streptophyta; Magnoliopsida; Fagales; Fagaceae
Product: ethylene-responsive transcription factor ABR1-like
Exons: 2
Coding region: 271-1590 (439 amino acids)
Biological process (GO): regulation of DNA-templated transcription; ethylene-activated signaling pathway
Molecular function (GO): DNA-binding transcription factor activity; DNA binding
Source: RefSeq, a predicted model, not a curated record